Tachysurus fulvidraco (yellow catfish) is the source of this 8449-nucleotide messenger RNA. It is a transcript of the gene abca1a, whose product is annotated as ATP-binding cassette, sub-family A (ABC1), member 1A. Gene Ontology annotation, cellular component: intracellular membrane-bounded organelle; membrane. Lineage: Eukaryota; Metazoa; Chordata; Actinopteri; Siluriformes; Bagridae. The transcript is spliced from 50 exons. Bases 202 to 7002 code for a protein of 2266 amino acids. The record is from RefSeq and is a predicted model, not a curated record. Gene Ontology annotation, biological process: lipid transport; transmembrane transport. Gene Ontology annotation, molecular function: ATP hydrolysis activity; ATP binding; lipid carrier activity.
AAAGGAUGGAGAGCGAGAAAAACACACACACACAGAGUAGAGACACCUAACGGAGUAGGAGAGAGAACAGUGUGUGUGUGUGUGUGUGUGUGUGUGUGUUUAUCUCCUGUGUGAAGGAUUUAAUCUCCUGCAGACUGUAAACAAGGCUGAAACACUGAAAGGUCCAGAGUGGAGUCAGGAGCAGAGAGACGCCGAGGUACGAUGGCUUUCUCCACUCAGCUGGGUUUGCUGCUGUGGAAGAACUUCACCUACCGACGGAGACAGACCAUCCAGCUGCUGGUCGAGAUCAUCUGGCCUCUCUUCAUCUUCUUCAUUCUGAUAUCUGUGCGACUCCACUAUCCUCCGUAUGAGCAGCAUGAAUGCCACUUUCCUAACAAGGCCAUGCCAUCAGCGGGCACUCUGCCCUGGGUUCAGGGAAUCAUCUGCAAUGCCAACAACCCCUGUUUCCGCUACCCCACUCCUGGAGAGGCCUCUGGUGCGGUGGGCAACUUUAACAACUCCAUAAUCUCUCGGCUUCUCACCGACACCAAGAAAAUCCUCCUGUACAGCCAACACGAUAAGAGUUUAGAAGGCUACAAAGGACUCGUUCGAUCUCUGAGGAAUCUACAGAACAACGCUGCAGGAUUUAAGUUGAAGGACUUUCUCCGUGAUAACGAGACUCUGUCUGAGUUCCUGGAGCAGAACGCGACGCUGAGCAAUCACGCUGUGCAGCAGAUAGUGGAAGCAAACGUCAACCUGGAAAAAGUGCUGAUUAAAGGGUUCGGAGUGCAUCUGAGAGAUCUGUGUAACACCACCUCACUGGAGGAGUUUGUGAACAUCGCCGAUCGCAACGUCUCAGAGAUGACGCAGAAAAUCAUCUGUCAGGCGCCUGCUGAUUGGCUGGACAGCGCGGAGAGCCACUUCCUGUCCAACCUUGACUUCCUGAAACCUAUACGGAAGGACGUCAGAUCCAACCCUAAAGUGGUCCAGGACGUGUCUCUGGCCACAGAUACCCUUCUGGAGAGUCUGGGAUCUUUGGCUGUUGAGCUGGUGAGCAUGAAGAGUUGGCGUGACAUGCGGGACGAGAUGCAGUUCCUGACUGGGAACGCCACACACUCACCCAAUCACGUGUACCAAGCCGUGUCCCGCAUCGUGUGUGGACACCCAGAGGGCGGGGGCAUGAAGAUCAAAUCCCUCAACUGGUAUGAAGAUAACAACUACAAGGCCCUGUUCGGUAACCAUAACGACGGCGACGGCGAGCCCGUAUCUGCCUACGACAACACAUCUACUCCAUACUGUAACAACAUGAUGAAGAAUCUGGAGUCGAGUCCCAUCUCACGCAUGAUCUGGAGAGCGCUGAAGCCUCUGCUCAUGGGAAAGAUCUUAUACACACCUGAUACACCUGCAACUCGCAGGAUCAUCCACGAGGUGAAUAAAACGUUCCAGGAGCUGGGAGUGCUGCGGGAUUUAGGAGGAAUGUGGGAGGAGAUGAGGGUGAAAGUCUGGGACUUCAUGGAGAACAGUGAGGAAAUGGAUCUUGUGCGAACUCUGCUCCAGAAUAACGCCAGCGCUCAGUUCUUUAACGACAGGCUGAAAGGAACGGACUGGCGAGUGGAGGACAUUUCACAGUUCUUGUCUAAAGCCUCUGAGGACACACGGCCGCUGGGUACAGCGUACACGUGGAGAGACGUGUUUAAUGAGACAGACCAGGCCAUUCUCACCAUCUCACGUUUCAUGGAGUGUGUGAACUUGGACAAGUUGGAGCCGGUGUCUACUGAGGAACGUCUGGUGAACAAAUCCGUGCGGCUGUUGGACAGUCGCAAGUUCUGGGCCGGGAUCGUGUUCCCGGACAUGCAAGCCGACUCGUCCGAGCUUCCUCCUAAUGUCAACUACAAGAUUCGCAUGGACAUUGACAAUGUGGAGCGUACCAACAAGAUCAAGGAUGGGUAUUGGGACCCUGGUCCUCGUGCUGACCCAUUUGAGGAUCUGCGCUACGUCUGGGGAGGAUUUUCAUAUCUGCAGGACAUUAUCGAACACGGGAUUAUUCGGGCUCUGACAGGCAGCAAGGAAAAAACUGGAGUCUACCUGCAGCAGAUGCCGUACCCAUGUUACGUAGAUGAUAUUUUCUUGCGUGUGAUGAGUCGCUCGAUGCCGCUCUUCAUGACGCUGGCCUGGAUGUACUCAGUGGCCAUCAUUAUUAAAGGCAUUGUGUAUGAAAAAGAGGCACGUCUGAAGGAGACCAUGAGGAUUAUGGGAUUGGAUAACGGGAUCCUGUGGCUCAGCUGGUUCAUUAGCAGCCUGAUCCCACUGCUCAUCAGCGCCGCCCUGCUGGUCCUCAUUCUGAAGAUGGGAAACCUGCUGCCCUACAGUGACCCGGGCGUGGUCUAUCUCUUCCUGGUCUCCUUUGCCGUCGUCACCAUCAUGCAGUGUUUCCUGAUCAGCACGCUGUUCUCUCGCGCCAACCUUGCAGCUGCCUGUGGGGGCAUCAUCUACUUCACCCUGUACCUGCCCUACGUCCUGUGCGUGGCCUGGCAGGACUACAUUGGCUUCGGGGCUAAAGUGGUCGUGAGCCUGUUGUCUCCGGUGGCGUUCGGCUUCGGCUGUGAAUACUUUGCACUGUUUGAGGAGCAGGGAACUGGCAUUCAGUGGGACAACCUACUGUCCAGCCCCAUGCAGGAGGACAACUACAGCCUCACCACCUCCAUCUCCCUCAUGCUGAUUGAUGCUGUACUGUACGGCAUCCUGACAUGGUACAUUGAGGCUGUCUUCCCAGGUCAAUACGGCAUUCCCAGGCCGUGGUAUUUUCCCCUCACCAAGUCUUACUGGUGUGGAGAAACACAUGGAUGGACGACAGCUUCCACCACCAACAAGAAAGAAAAUUCAGAAGCCGUGUGCAUUGAAGAGGUACCAGCUGAUCUGGAACCUGGGGUCUACAUCGAGAACCUGGUGAAGGUGUACAGACAUGGCAACAAACUGGCAGUAGAUGACCUCACUCUGGGCUUCUAUGAGGGUCAGAUCACAUCCUUCCUGGGCCACAAUGGAGCAGGAAAGACCACCACCAUGUCCAUUUUGACUGGCCUGUUUCCUCCCACAUCUGGCACUGCUUACAUCAUGGGCAAAGACAUCCGUACAGACCUAAGCGCCAUCCGUCAGAACCUGGGAGUGUGUCCACAGCACAAUGUCCUGUUCAGCAUGUUGACAGUAGAGGAGCACAUCUGGUUCUACGCUCGAAUGAAGGGCCUGUCAGAGGAGAAGGUGAGGUUUGAGAUGGAUCAGAUCGUCACAGAUUUAGGCCUCCCUCACAAACGCAAAGCUCGUACUAGUCAGCUUUCAGGAGGGAUGCAAAGGAAGCUCUCUGUUGCUUUGGCAUUUGUCGGAGGUUCGAAGGUUGUGAUCCUGGAUGAACCCACAGCAGGGGUCGAUCCGUACGCUCGCAGGGGCAUCUGGGACCUGCUGCUCAAGUAUCGUCCAGGUCGAACCAUCAUCCUCUCCACUCACCACAUGGACGAGGCUGACAUCCUGGGUGACCGCAUAGCCAUCAUCUCUCAUGGGAAGCUGUGUUGUGUGGGAUCCUCCCUGUUCCUGAAGACGCAGCUGGGCACUGGAUACUACCUAACACUAGUCAAGAGGGACUUAGACCUGUCUCUGAGCUCAUGUCACAACUCCAGCAGCACCGUGUCCUAUUCCAAGAACAGUCUCAAGAAGGAUGACAGCGUUUCUGACAGCAGCUCUGACGCAGGCCUCGGAAGUGACCACGAAAGUGAGACCACCACCAUCGACAUCUCCCUGAUCUCCAACGUCAUCUUCAAGCAUGUUCCUUCAGCCAGACUGGUGGAGGAUCUGGGCCAUGAGAUCACCUAUGUGCUGCCUUAUGAAGCAGCGAAGGAUGGCGCCUUCGUGGAACUCUUCCAUGAGAUUGACGAUCGCCUCGUCGACCUCGGGAUCUCCAGCUACGGGAUUUCAGACACCACGCUUGAGGAGAUCUUUCUCAAAGUUGCAGAUGAUAACGGAGUUGAUGCUAUAACUUCAGAUGGCACUAUUCUUCCAAUAAGGCAUCGUCGGCAUGCGUUUGGAGACCAUCAGAGCUGUCUGAAGCCCUUCACCGAGGAUGACAGCAUCGACUGCACCGAUUCGGAUGGUGACCCAGAAUCCCGUGAGACAGAUUGGUUAGGAGUCUCUGAUGGAAAAGGCUCACACCAGGUCAAAGGUUGGGGUCUGAAGAGGCAGCAGUUUGUGGCGUUACUCUGGAAACGUUUCCUUUAUGCCAAACGCUCUCGGAAAGGAUUCUUAGCUCAGAUUGUCCUUCCAGCUGUGUUCGUCUGCAUUGCCCUUGUAUUCAGUCUAAUUGUACCACCUUUUGGAAAGUACCCAAGCCUGGAGCUGGAGCCCAGCAUGUAUGAGGAGCAGUACACCUUCAUCAGUAACGAUGGGCCAGACGACGUGCACACUAACAAGCUACUUGGAGUGUUAUCAGACAGACCGGCCAGCAGAGGGCAGUGUGCAGACGAUGGGACCUCUGGGUCGUGUCAAACAAGACAAAGCGACUGGACUGUUCCUGAGAUUCCCAAGACCAUAUCAGACAUGUUCGAGAGCAGAAACUGGAGCAUGGAAAACCCAUCACCUCUCUGUGAGUGCAGCUGUACUGAGAAGAAGAAGAUGCUGCCUGAUUGUCCACCAGGAGCAGGAGGUCUGCCUCCACCUCAGAUCAAAGUCAGCAGCACAAACACACUGCAGAACCUCACUGGGAGGAACAUCUCCGACUACCUGGUGAAGACCUACGCACAGAUUGUGGGAAAGAGUUUGAAGAACAAACUCUGGGUGAACGAGUUCAGAUAUGGAGGAUUCUCAUUGGGUGCCAGAAGUUCACAAGACCUGCCUUCAGAUGAGAUCUCCAAGGUCAUCUCUCACAUGCGAACUCGCUUCAACUUGGAAAGAGGCACUGCAGCAGACAGGUUUCUGGGAGGGUUAUCGAGCUUCAUCCAUAGUCUGGACACCAAGAACAAUGUCAAGAUCUGGUUCAAUAAUAAAGGCUGGCACAGCAUCGCUGCUUUCCUCAACGUGAUGAACAACGGUAUCCUGCGUGCCAGCCUUCCUGCCAGGCUAAACCCUGCGAAAUUUGCUAUCAAAGCUUUUAACCACCCCCUGAACCUGACUAAAGAGCAGCUCUCUCAGGUGGCCUUGAUGACCACCUCAGUCGAUGUUCUGGUCUCCAUCUGCGUCAUCUUUGCCAUGUCCUUCGUCCCAGCUAGCUUUGUGGUCUUCCUCAUUCAGGAGAGAGUGAAUAAAGCCAAGCACAUGCAGUUCAUCAGUGGAGUUCAGCCUUUCCUGUACUGGCUUGCUAACUUUGUGUGGGAUAUGUGUAACUACAUCGUCCCUGCAACCCUCGUCAUCAUCAUCUUCGUCUGCUUCCAGCAGGAGGCCUAUGUCUCUUCCACCAACCUGCCUGUUCUUGCCCUGCUUUUACUCCUUUAUGGCUGGUCCAUAACUCCUCUGAUGUAUCCAGCGUCGUUCUUCUUUAAGAUCCCCAGCACGGCCUACGUGGUCCUGACCAGCGUCAACAUCCUCAUUGGAAUCAAUGGCAGUGUGUCCACCUUCGUCUUGGAGCUUUUUGGUGGCAACGAGAUUGGUGGCAUAAAUGACAUUUUGAAAAAUGUCUUCCUGAUCUUCCCUCACUUCUGCCUGGGACGUGGGCUGAUUGACAUGGUGAAGAACCAGGCCAUGGCUGAUGCUCUGGAGAGAUUUGGCGAGAAUCGGUUCCGUUCUCCUCUGGCGUGGGACAUGGUGGGUAAGAACCUCUUCGCCAUGGCAGUGGAAGGCGUGGUCUUCUUCUGCAUCACUGUGCUCAUACAGUAUCGCUUCUGCAUCAAGGCCAGAGACAUUAACGCACACCUGAAGCCGAUCAGUGAGGAAGACGAAGAUGUGGCCAGGGAGAGGCAAAGGAUUCUGGGUGGAGGUGGACAGAGUGAUAUCUUGGAGCUCAGACAGCUGACCAAGGUCUAUAAGAGGAAGCAGAAGCCCGCAGUGGACCGACUGUGUGUGGGAAUUCCACGUGGAGAGUGUUUUGGGUUGCUUGGUGUAAAUGGUGCUGGAAAAACCAGUACCUUCAAGAUGCUCACUGGGGAUUCGGUCAUCACGAGCGGAGAGGCUUAUUUAGCUGGCAAGAGCGUGCUGACGGAGAUCGAUGAGGUUCAUCAGAACAUGGGCUACUGCCCUCAGUUUGACGCUAUCAACGACCUGCUGACCGGCCGAGAGCACCUGGAGUUUUACGCCAUUCUACGUGGCGUCCCGGAGAAGGAAGUGUGUGAGGUGGCCGAAUGGGGGAUCCAUAAGCUGGGUCUGGUGAAGUACGCAGACAAAUCUGCAGGAAGCUACAGUGGAGGAAACAUGCGCAAGCUCUCCACAGCCAUGGCUCUGAUCGGAGGCCCACCCAUGGUGUUCCUGGACGAACCUACAACUGGUAUGGAUCCUAAAGCACGACGCGCUCUGUGGAACUGCAUCCUCAGCAUCAUCAAGGAGGGACGUUCUGUGGUUCUUACCUCACACAGUAUGGAGGAGUGUGAGGCUCUGUGCACUCGCAUGGCCAUCAUGGUCAAUGGCAGGUUUCGUUGCCUUGGCAGUGUUCAGCAUCUAAAGAACAGGUUCGGUGACGGCUACACCAUCAUCCUGCGCGUGGCAGGUUCGGAUCCUCGGCUGGAGCCGGUGAUGGAGCUUAUCGAGCACGAGCUACCAGGCAGCACGCUGAAGGAGAAACACAGGAACAUGCUGCAGUACCAGCUUCCAUCGUCACUGUCCUCGCUCGCUCGGAUCUUCAGCAUCCUGUAUAAGAACAAAGAUCAGCUUCACAUCGAAGACUACUCCGUCUCACAGACCACGUUAGACCAAGUAUUUGUCAAUUUCGCCAAGGACCAAAGUGACGAGGACCACAUCAAAGACCUUCUCCUAAACAAGAGCGAUGCCGUGGUGGACUUCACGCAGCUGGACGCGUUCCUCGUGAGCGCCAAAGCGCAGGAGACAGUGGUGUGAUCCACCAGAACCUACGACAGUGGACAAAGGUUCUGAGAUCCACUUUUAAAGACUCUGCUUUGAUUUUUAAUAUUUUGUAGUACUUUUUUUUAUGAUUUCAGUGGUGUGUGUGUGUGUGCACCCAGAACUGGGCUCUGGAUCUCAGACACAUUACUGAAACAGAACUCAAUGCAAAUCAAUGCAAAGACAAAAAUCCACUGCGAUGUAGACGAGCUCGAGCCUGGUGCCGCUUCUCCACAUCACAGAGCUAAUGUGUGUGAAAAGACUUGAAGCUUGAAUAGUAUUUUUACAGACGUUCUUUCUAGGGUUCUUCACAGUUCCACUCAGACACUGCCAGUCAGACGUACGAUUCAGGGUCGAUCUUCAUCUCUCUUUCCAGCUCGGGUCGGAGUCGGCGCUCUCGGCAGUUUGGGAUUUCACAUUCUGCAUCAGUUCUGAUCUCCUCGUGAUAUUUCAUUCGAUUUUGUAGUCCAGCUGUAACAGGAAGUUAACACACGAGCUUCUGGAGCACAGAGAACAUCUGAUGUGAUGUGUGUAGGUGUUGCAUGCAUUACAAACGAGCUGCACAGAGAACCGAUGUUCUCUAUAGCAUGUUCUCGAGAGUUGUGAUGUUCUGAUGUCUGGUGUUACAUCAUCGGUUCUGUUUUUGUAAAGAAUUUUAGAUAAAAGCUAAAAAAAAAAAAGAAAGAAAGAAAACGAGAGUUUUUGAUCGAAAUCGUACAAACGUCAUGAUGCAUUUUGUGCCAAACGGAGAACUGUGUGGAGUUUGUUGGGUAUCUUCAGCAUGGUAUCCUGCACGUGCUGUGUGUGGACGCUGAUGUUCCUGCAGUAAAGUUCUACAUGUUUGACUUUUAUAACGAGUUUUAAUCUACACAUUUCUGUGUCUGGCUGCGGGUCAUGUUUCGUGUGCAAUUUGUACAACAGCCACAUGCAACAUUUACAAUUGAGGAUGAAACUCAGGAUGUUUUUCUUUCUGUUAUUCAGAAACUCUAUGAACCUUUUUACUUCUCUGUCCUCCUGCAUCAGACAUCCUGUUAAACCUGGUGGAGUUUUCAGGCCAUUUGUUUCCAGUCUGAAGUUAAAGCUGUGACCAAAAGUGCCACCGACACGUAUUUGGUGCUUUAUGACUAAAUUCCGUUACAGUAAAAUUCCCUUAAACCAAAUGAAAUGAUAUUAAACUAUGGAGUUUAAUUUAGAGUAUUAACCUUUAAUCAUCGGUCCAACUCAGAAGCACUUUAUGAGUCUCUGCUGAACUGUAGGCUUUUUUUGUCCUAGACAUUUACACUAUGUCCUAAACAGGCUGUUGUUCUUUGUUUAACCGGAAAAUAAAUUUUCUCAUCGUUUUCAUUAUGUGUUAAAUUAUGUGUUGACACUUUAAGUAUUAAAACCUAUAUUAAUGUAUGUUCUGUAUUUGUAUAUGAAUAAAACUUUUUGUCUUUGAACUGCA